AUGGGCUGUUGUAUGCAUAGACCAGAUCCCGGAUGUGAUUUGUCAAGUCAGGAAGCGCCUUCACUUCAUGUUGCCGUAUCCAAGAUGGCUAGCCUACCAACAUUCAGUCAGCUUCUGGUGAGUCAAGAAAAAAAGCUGGAUUUCGAGGACUCCAAUGCUGGAUUGAUGACGACUGCCCGGAAGAGAGAAGAUGCUCUGUUGAUGUGA
Messenger RNA from Protopolystoma xenopodis, 207 nucleotides. The record is from the annotation of a GenBank genome assembly. Lineage: Eukaryota; Metazoa; Platyhelminthes; Monogenea; Polystomatidea; Polystomatidae.